Effrenium voratum is the source of this 1533-nucleotide messenger RNA. NCBI's taxonomy places the organism in Eukaryota, Dinophyceae, Suessiales, Symbiodiniaceae. The record is from the annotation of a GenBank genome assembly.
AUGUCGCUGUUGCUGAAGCCUUCGGAGUAUGGUGGGCUCAAAGGCACGGCAGUCGCUGGCCGGGUCGUCAUUAUGGUGGAGCAGGAAGUGAAGAGCAAAGCUGCUUCCGCCGCGGCGGCCACGCCUUCCAAGCGGAAAGGCAAGAAGUCCUCGAAAGCAAGCUCGCAGCCGCCAUCUUCCACGAAGUUGGAGAUGCACAUCGCAGGCGCAGACUCAGUGAAUGAGGUGGUGUAUGUGGAGGCUUGGGGAGAGCAAGCUACUCAACUCGGCCUGCGCUGCAAGGUGGGAGACUUGAUCGCCCUCACGGGCGCGACCGUGAUCUCCACUGCGCAGAUGUACUCCACUUCUAGGCUACCUUGCCACCUUCGCGUCAAAGGCAUUGUGGGUACGCAGGUGUUGGUCCAAAAGUUGGAGAGCUUGCCCUGGAGCGGCGUCCCUGCUCAUCAUCCUUUGGUGCCACUGCAGUCGCUGGCUCGCGUGAAAGACCGACAGCAGAUCUGUGUGGCCGCGCAAGUGGACGACAACCCGGGCGCGAUCGAGAGGGACACCGUCCAAGGCCGCGUUCUGGUCUGCAAUGCCAUCGUGCAGCAGAAUGGCGUUCGAGUGCGGUGCGCUUUCUGGAGGGAGCACGCUGAAAAGCUCGCGACCUGCCAGGCUGGAACCUGCAUCCUGCUCUACCAAGUGUUGAGCACAUCAUGGAGCAUGCUCACUCUCAUUCCGACCAGGAAUUGGAAGGAAUGCGAGGCAGUGCAGAGCACAUUGAGCGCGCUCGUGGGCACGAUUGUCCCCGGGCAGUUGCGGAAGGUGGACACUGUGUUCCUCGUCUCCGGACUGCAGAUCAUGGGCUUGAGCUCGGUCAGGUCCGAAACGGACGAGUGGAUCUUGUCCAGCUGCAGCACGUGCAAGAGAGCUUUCCCUUGCCAGGCACAUCCAGAUGCUGCUGAAGAGAAGCGCGUGGCCCUGCGCGCUGUGUUCGCGGAUAGCGACUGCCAGUGCAGCAUGGUGCUCUACCACGACCACGUCGAGUUGGCCUUGCAGGAGCAGGGUUACUCGCUGCCGAGCCCUUGCAAAGACACUGCAGAGCUGCGGUCCGAAGUGCGAAACGCAUUCCGGAGCGCACUGUGGACUUGCAAAGUCACCUUUCGGGAGAACGACUACCAGCAGAUCCUGGAGUUGGAGUGUCGCCAUCUGACGCCUUUCCUGCCCUUCAACAAGGACUGCCCGGACCUGACGCCCCACAUGCUGGAGCUUCCACGCUGCUCUCUGGGCGGCGGCUGCCCGGUUGCUGCUUUGCGCGACUUACGCGUGGACACAGACUUGGGCUCUUUGACGAUUCAGGAGAUCGACGCUCCGUCUGUGCGAGCGCUCGUCGUGUUCAACGAAGUCCAGCUGCCAGAUGAUGAGUCUCUGCAGCAAGACCCGCAAUCUGCAUCGGCCAUGCGAGUCAAGCGCUCGGUGGACUGCUGCUUGUCAGUGCCCGACGCUGAAACCCUCUUGCCUUUCCGGAGCAAGCAGGCCCUGCGUCUGCAGUGA